Daucus carota subsp. sativus is the source of this 2368-nucleotide messenger RNA. Its product is annotated as protein ACCELERATED CELL DEATH 6-like. NCBI's taxonomy places the organism in Eukaryota, Viridiplantae, Streptophyta, Magnoliopsida, Apiales, Apiaceae. The transcript is spliced from 4 exons. The record is from RefSeq and is a predicted model, not a curated record. Gene Ontology annotation, molecular function: protein binding. Gene Ontology annotation, cellular component: plasma membrane. Bases 96 to 2315 code for a protein of 739 amino acids.
AUAAAUCAUUGACGAUAUAUACACAAGUAAUUAGCAGCUUUAUAAGUGCCCAAGAUAGAAAUAUAUCUAUAACCCUGCCGGCAUUAACGUUUUAGAUGGGCUGGUUAUAUAAACCCGGGUCGGAUCCCCCUGUUGUGCCGAUUCAAAAUCCUAUAAGCAUGCUUGUAAAUCAGCUUGUGACAGGUUCAGGGUGGGCCAUUGACAAUAAGACGCUUGGUCUGCUGAACGGUGGUCCAAUAGAAAAGCUCACGGCAGGAUUGUACAAGGGAAACAGGGCAGUCGUGCAAUAUGUUCUAAAGGAUUUAUCAGCGAAAGAUUUCAUGUUGGCCCCACCAGAUAAUUAUAGAGGAUUGACGGGACUUAUGUUUGCAGUAAAAUAUGGAGAUAUCGAAAUGCUGCGGUUCCUCGUUGAUACAGGUUCAAGUUUUUCCGCUUCUUCCUCGGCUAAUGAUAGUGAUGGCUCGUGUAAUACUCUGGAAGCUUUUUUGAGGCAAGGUGAUGAGAAGAAGAACACCGCCUUGCACGAGGCGGUGAGCAUGGGUAAUAUGGCUGCUGCGGAGGUGUUAGUAAAGGCAGAUCCAAAUCAUAGGCAUGCUCAGAACUCUGAUGGGGAAACUCCAAUCUAUAUUGCUGUCAAACUGGGGCACAUAGAUAUACUAAGGAUGAUGUGCACAAUUCUGAAAGUUCCGGCAUUUGAUGGUCCUGAUGGUAGAACUGCUUUACAUGCCGCUGUUACUAGGCUGCCUAAAGAAACUACGGAAAGCAGUGAGGCGGUUCAGGUAGUCAUUGAUACCCUAAUACGUUACAUAGGCGAUGAGAAUAAGCAGGAGAUUAGAACACUGGUCGAUCAAGCUGAUGACAAAUGUGGGAACACUGCCUUACACUUGGCAGUUCUGGGAAAGCACUUGGGUGUUGUUAAGCAAUUAUUAGGCGCAGACAAUCUGUUCAAACACGAUCUUAAAUGUAAUAGUGAUUCCAAGAAUCCCAUCUACAUUGCAGCUGAGCUGGGAUACACGGAUAUAUUCAAAGAAUUCUCCCAAACUAAGUACUACGCUAGUGAAAAUGCGCCUGGUCCUCGGAAACGAUCGGUCGUGCAUGCUGCUGUUAUAAGUCGAGAUGCAGAUUGUAUAAGAUAUGUAUUGGAACAUACCUCGGACCUUGUAACCUCUUGCGACGAAGACGGAAUGACCCCACUUCACUAUGUCGUGCUUCACAAAUUUGAUUCGGUACUUGAUAUGAUUGUGAAAGCCACUGUUAAAGCCAACUCAAUAUAUAGAUUUAGGACUGAUUAUGAAGGGAUGGUACCAACACCACUUUGGUUAGCGAUGGAAGGAGGAUUUACUUCUACGGUCAUACAGCUUAUAAAAUUAUUACCAGGUGUAUGUCUUGAGAUCAAUCAUGACAACAAAAGAAACAUACUGCACUUUGCAGCAUUUCGAAGUGAUAAGAAAAUGGUACAAGCAAUAUUAAAAUAUUGUCCGCAAGAUGAUAUCGACACACUUGUGAAGGGUAAGGAUGACAACGGAGAUACACCUCUGCAUCUGCUCAUCGAUCAGGGCUGUUUCAUUGCAGACCUUCUAAAAUACGAGAGAGUUGUUAGAAUGGUCAAAAACAAACAAGAUAUGACUCCCCUCGACAUGUUAUAUAACCAAGACAAAAUCAUAGCUGAUCAGUUGCAAAUUAAAAAAGAACUUGAUGGUACGCAAGUUAAUCAACAUUCAUGCUUCUGGCGUAGACGCACCAAGUUCAACCCGAUUGCACAGGACAGUUUAGUGCCUUCAUGGAAACGAUCAGAAAAAGAUGACAAAUUUAAGAGAAGAAACAAAGAAUUGAUGAAAGAAGAGCUUAUACAAUACAAGGAAAGGACCAAUACCCAAAUCAUAGUUACCGCGCUCAUAGUCACAGUAACUUUUACCGUAGGCUUCACGAUGCCCGGGGGAUAUUAUGAAAGUGGUGACCUGAAUCAAGGAUUGGUCCUUCUGUCAAAGAAGAGAGCUUUUAGUGCAUUCAUGAUAUCUGAUGCAUUAGCUCUAGCACUGUCCACCAUUUCUUUAUUUCUCUAUUUCAUUUCAACUACGUAUGAAGAUCCCCAACUCGUCUCAAAACUCAAUGGUGUAUCAUCAGGACUCACUGUUGUUUCUGUUGUCGCGAUGAUGUUGACAUUUAUCACAGGAACAUAUGCUGUACUAUCCCACUCACCACUUGUUGCUAUUACGGUUUGUAUCAUCUGUUCCACUUCCUUUCUUUUCAUCAUUGUUUUCCUGAUCAUCAAGAGUAGAUAUGACCGCGAAAAGAUAGAAGAGAAUGCACCCUGAUUUCGUUUGUAACUGCUUCCAACUAUAUAUUUAAUGCAUUCUUAUUUUUCAUA